CGUCAUCUUUAUCAUCACCAGGAAGUUUACAUUUGGCUGUCACUACAGUAGAUACAGGAUGGGAGGCUUAGCUGCUCUUCUUUAAAAGAGCGCCAUGGGUAACACAGAGUGUGUGGUGGCGCAGAAGCGGCUGGCCCGCUUCCGCCCCGAGGAGCGGCCUGCGGUUGAGGGGGUCUUCGACAGGCUCCAGGGCGGUGCUGGGGGCCCUUCAGGAGCCUCAGGGAAAACACCAGCAGGGAAGACAAUAACACUUGAGAUGCUGCAGUCCUCGAUGGGCAGCCUGGCACCAGACUCCAUGGUGAGGAGGGUCUACCAGUGCAUGUGUGGUAUCGACCCUGGACUGGCAGCACCCGCAGCCUCUGGGAAGACCAGCACCUCCACUUCCACCUCUGGAGUAGGCAGAGAGCAAUUGGUCAUCUUCCUAGCGGACACCUUGCGAGGCACUGCGGAAGAACGGGCCCCUCUAGUCCUGGCCAUGUCUCAGCAUGGAGGGGGUCCAGCAGCGGUUGUCACAUGUGAGCAGGUAGCAGAGUUCCUUAAGGACCUGAUUUCUGCUGUAGUUCAGAUUCUGGUCCACAGAGGGCGUCUGCAGGGCUGGAAGCCAGAGAGAAUGGGUGAUGGCUCCCUGGGUGUUAAACUCCUGGCUGAGCAGAUGUGUUCUGAACUCAAACCCUCAGAUCAGGGAGGGUGUGAUGUUUCCUGUCUGGAGGACUGGGUCUUCAGGGUAUCCCAGGUAUCAUUGUACCUGGAGAUGCUGGUAGCUGAGGGCCUAAACUUGUCCCUGAGCGGCCGGCCGGCCCCCACCCUGCUGCCCCCCUGCAGGGAGACGCCCUGGAAAGAGCUGAUGUGUCUGCUGGAUCUUCCCACCCUCAUGUUUCUGGCACCGCAGUUGCCAGACAGCUACAGCGCCCCCUGGAGACUCGUGUUUUCCACGCGGCUGCAUGGGGAGAGCUUCACCAGGAUGGUGGCUGGACUGUUGAAGUGUGGGCCCACCCUGCUGCUUAUCAGAGACACAAAGGGACAUGUUUUUGGGGGCUUUGCCUCCCAUGCCUGGGAGGUCAAACCCCAGUUCCAGGGUGACUCCAGAUGCUUCCUGUUCACUGUGUUCCCCAGACUGAGAGUUUAUACAGCAACAGGAUACAACCAACACUUCAUGUACCUCAACCAGAAUCAGCAGACCAUGCCCAACGGACUGGGCAUGGGUGGUCAGCACAGCUACUUUGGUCUGUGGCUGGACAGUGAAUUUGGCCAUGGUCACAGCCGUGCGCGGCCCAAGUGCACCACCUACGGUAGCCCUCAGCUCUCUGGAGAGGAAGACUUCACCCUGGACUCAAUGGAAGUGUGGGCGGUCGGAAAACCCCCAGAACCAGAGGAGGGUGAGGAGGGGGAGGGCAAGAGGAGCAUCCUGGAUGUAGAUCCAGAGGUCCAGGCGAUGAUGGAGAUGACAGGGAAGACUCUGCACAGUCGGGGCCUCAGGGAGCCAGAGGAGGACCAGGAGCAGUGAGGGGCAACAAUGGACAUACAAAACGCUAUUACCUUAUUGAGGCUCCCGGUCUGCAGGGUACUGACACAAGCUGGGAUUUUAUCAUCUGACAUAGCUGGAUAAGAUUUACAUGUGACUUUCAGACAUGUCUCUAAUACACACAGUGAUAUCAGGUUUCUCUUAAUGACACACAACAAUACAGCCAUGCUCAUGUCUACACAGAUCAGAUCGUAAAGAUGGUGCUGGCUAUGGAAGACACAACAUAAACCAGGCUAACAAAGCCUAAACUAGGUCUAAAGGCAGCUCAUAAGCGCUCUUUACAGUCUGAUUGAACCCUUUCUCUCACACCCACACACACACAUACAAAGUGAUAAAUGUUUCAUGGGUGUGUUCACACUUUAAAUCAAGCGGCACUGGUGAUAGGAGAAAACUUUUAAAGGGGGGGAAGGGGGGUAGAGAGAGAGGGGAUGACAUGCAGCAAAGGGCCACAGGUCGGAUUCGAACCUGAGCUGCUGCGUAUAUCGGUCGCCAGCUCUACCAACUGAGCUAACUGGGUGCCCGAAAACUCUUUUUUUUAUGAUUAUUCAAGAAAUAACACACAGGGAAAUCAGCCUCUUUGCCAGUCAGUAGCCUCAGUCAACCAGAAUGCAAUGCACCCACAUCAUCACUAUUGAAAUCUCUCACUGAAGUAUUAGGUUGAGGAAAGGGAGCACAACAGAACAGUAAGCUACACCAUUAAUAAUUAUGUAUAACAGUAAAAUAAAACACAGAAUUAUCCUGAAGGUCCUCUUAAACUCAUUUCAGAAAAGUAUAACUGAAUUGCUGUGUGACAAGUUAUUUUAUUGCUACAGUAUUGAUAAACCCUCAGGUUUAGGGCACAUAAUCUGACAUGAGCCUGUUUCUGUCUCUGUAGCUUGUUCAGCGUCUGAGCCAUCACAUUUAUGUAUGAUCCUUCAUAAGUGGUUUACCGUUCAGGGAAUAUCUCGAAUACAAGAGGAUACAUCAACUGUUUGUUCAACUACCAGGGAUUCCACUGUAAAUACUUCAUCCCUAAACUAAAAAAGAAGGAAGGGUCAUUACACCAUAACCCCAACAUUCUAACAGUGCUGUAAUCAUUUCCAGUACUUGAUGACAAUGGUGAGGUAGCCAGGUAACCAUGGUUACCAGGCAGCUAAUGUCCAUACCCAUUCUAUCCAGGAUUUUGUUUUGAAGGAGGAAGUUACUUCAGAAAAGAAACAUAUGCUGGACACUGUCGAGACCAACUAGAAUAUUUUUAUAUACUACAGAACAGCAUUCUAAUACUGUUUGGUUCAAGUUCCAUUGAAGCCUAUGGGAGAUGCACGGAGAAGCACACUAAAACAUAUCUACAUCUAUGACCUUUGAUGCGUUUGAAGAAAUGCCUCUACUAAGAAGAACACAUUUGUGCAUUUGUUUGUUCACCCUUGGUCUCCCAGUAUCCAAAGCUGGUUAUCGGUAUACUUCACUAGGUAUUCACAUGGCGAGUCACAUUAAAGAUACAACGGAUACACCAGCCAUGUUAAACCACCAUGUUUCUACUGUAGCCCAAAACGGAUAAAUCAAAUACAGAUUGCUGUAGUUUCCCCCGUAUGCUUUGAAAUGGAGGAUGAAGAGAGUGAGUUGCAAUCUGCAACUACACUGCCAGAUGCCACUAAAUCCUACACACUGGUCCUUUAAACUGCUUUCAUGAGGGUCUUAAAAAGGUCUCAAAAUGUCUCAAAUUGAACCUGUUGAAACCUGCAGAAACCCUGAAUAUAGUGUUUGAAGUUGAUUUUCUGUGUGUGUGUGUGUAGUGUGUGUGUUGCUUGUGUUAAAAUAAGAGGGCGACUGGAGGUUGCACCUGCUUUCGUUCACGUGUCUGUGGUAAUCAGCUUAGUUAGCAUGACUCUUUAUUUGGUCAUGUCUGACUUUGCCGUACAGGCUGUAAAAUGUUUCCAUUAACAUAAACGACAAGAUCUCCACAUUGACACUUUUAAUUGUACUAAUACAAACACCUGCUCAGAGGCUGAAAGGCAACUCUGUAGUUACCCCCUCCCAUCUCCUCUGUUCUGCUAUCAUGCAAAUUACUGAGGCAAGUUACACAUGCAAAUCUGUUAUAUGAGCUUAUAGCAAUUCACACAGUGGCAUGAAGGUCUGGGCUCUGUAGAUAAUGUUUACACUGGUCUUUAUAUUUGUGUAUGGAAAUGAUUUUAUUAUUUUAUUCCCAGGUAUGUGACAAUAUCUUGAGCAACAGGAUCAGCUCAUUAUAUGCUCUUCAUUGCCCUCUCCUUCCCCAAGCUAGAUGCUGUUGUGACAACUGUGCAUUUAUUGUAUGGACUUUCGCCCUCUAUCCCAUAAUCUAUCAAUAAAUCAAUGGAUCAAACUUUA
Molecule: messenger RNA, 3868 nt
Organism: Dicentrarchus labrax (European seabass)
Lineage: Eukaryota; Metazoa; Chordata; Actinopteri; Moronidae
Gene: meak7
Product: MTOR associated protein, eak-7 homolog
Exons: 9
Coding region: 95-1504 (469 amino acids)
Biological process (GO): TOR signaling
Source: RefSeq, a predicted model, not a curated record